AUGGACGCCAUUCCUGGAGGCGCCAUGCAGGACAUUGUCGGUGAAAAUCCCGAAACCAGGCAUAAGGAAGCCGUUGAGCCAGGUGCCCGUCCACUUUACGGUACACGGACAAGAAGGCGGACACUACGUCCCAUGUCCUCGCCACCAGCUCUGACGGAGCUCAGGUCACUGUUGCCGCUUUAUGAAGCUUCUGAGCUACUCGUCGAUACCUAUUUCGACCGAGUCCACUGGUUUAUGCUCAUCUUUCAACAGAAUGACUUUCGUCAGAACUGGCCACUCCUGUAUAGAACACAAUUAGAUGGCGCCAGCGAAGUUUGCAACGAUCUAGGAUUUCUCAGCACUUUUUUGAUGGUCCUUGCUAUUGGAGCGCACUAUGCUGGGCCCUAUCGGCAACGUCUCCUAGCUCGCUACGAGGUCGAACCUGAGACGCUCAAGAAACGCAUUCUUAAAGCCAUCAAAUCCAGUUUGCUGGAUAUUAUCUCGGUUGGGUCGUUGGAAGUGGUUCAAACGUGCGUCCUAUUAGGAACAUACUAUCUCUUCCACGGUGCUCCUCGGCUAGCAUGGCCGGUCUGCGGCUGUGGCCUUCGGGUUGCCCAGUCGCUCAACCUGCAUCGCAAGAAAGAACAUGCCACUUUGCCAUUAACUCCCGUUGAGCGUAACCAGAACGAAACGAGGAAGCGUUGCUGGUGGGCGAUCUACGAGAUAGAGACGUUCUGCUCGAUGUCUUACGGUUACCCUCACAGCAUUGGAGAUGCAGACUGUGAUGUUGAGCCAUUGAAUCCGUCGGCAAAGCUGCGGAAUGCUCCAUCACCUGUAUCAUUUGAUGAACCGCUGAGAUGCGAGACCACGCUUUUGUCCUACAAGUAUUACAUGUCCAAAUUAUCGGUGCUUACAAAGUCGGUCCUCAGCGAGCUCUAUGGGGUUGGACCCGGUUUAGUGAACAACAACAGGGCUCCUGGUGAGUCUGGCUCGAGGUUACGCGCGGUCGUUAUGAGGGUAGCGAAGCUGGAUGCAAGGAUUCGGGACUGGCGAGCUGAAAUCCCUCCCAAACUACGGUGGGAGACGGUUGCUUCUACCAGCGUGAGCUAUUCAUCACUGGAAGAAUUUGAUCGAGACAUCGGCGCAUCGGGGGUUCGAUUCGACAAUCAUAUCUAUCACCUUCAGGCGUUAGCACUUGAGCUUGCCUAUGAAAACACCAUGAUUCUAGUUCACAGGCCGCUUCUGUCGUACAAGCUCGUGACCAAAGCUGACGACAAGCUGGAUGAUACGUCUCAUUUUGACAUUCAAGAAAAUCCUUUUUUAAGAUCGAUGAAAGCCUGCCAUGAUGCAGGUAUGAGCCUAUCGGAACUCGCGAACAGCCCGAUUCUCGAGCUUGUCUCUGAAACCUAUGCCGCUGCCUUUGUUAGCAUUCAUACGUUCACCGCGGGAGUUGCUCUUGGGAUUCUAGGCAGUAUUGAGCCGCUUACACCGCAGGCUCAAGAAGCCAAAGUUGGGCUGCAUCGACUCAUGUCCAUUCAAGCGAAAUUAAAAACUCGAUCCCUACUAGCCACGCAGGGCCUGGAUAUUCUUCAGCGGCUGACGAAACUCGUACUGGACAAAGAGCUGAGCAUGAUGCUCGAUGUUUCGAAGCCUAUACGAUGGCCAGAGCAACACAGUGGCGUAGAUGGCGAUGUCAGUGCCCUCCAAACAGGUACCCUUUUUCCAGAGCCAUCUUCAAGCGGCCAGCGUACGAGGACGUUGCCUCACGAUGCUGCUGAGGCCGUCAUGCCGACGGACCGACAAUUAACCAUGUCAGAUUCUCGAGACACCCAAGAAACAGAGACCCGGGAAGCAACGCCAGAACGUAACAGUGUCGGCAACUUCGCGCAUUUUCAGUAUAUGGAGGACGCUUCUGUGUCGGAGGCGCUCCAUGACUUCGACCAGGCUCUUGGGCUGAUCCUGACCUAUUGGUCACUGACACGUCGCACGUCCGGACACUAG
Aspergillus fischeri NRRL 181 is the source of this 1980-nucleotide messenger RNA. RefSeq names its product transcription factor domain-containing protein. NCBI's taxonomy places the organism in Eukaryota, Fungi, Ascomycota, Eurotiomycetes, Eurotiales, Aspergillaceae. Gene Ontology annotation, molecular function: DNA binding; zinc ion binding. Bases 1 to 1980 code for a protein of 659 amino acids. The record is from RefSeq and is a predicted model, not a curated record. Gene Ontology annotation, biological process: DNA-templated transcription. The transcript is spliced from 2 exons.